AUGAACUGCAGCGAGAGCCAGCGGCUGCGAACCCUCCUGAGCCGCCUGCUGCUUGAGCUGCACCCGGGCAACAUCAGUGGCCUGGGCGCCGGCCCCAGCCCAAGCAUGGGCAUGGGGGUCGUGCCUAACCCCUCCGUGGGCCGCGAGGUGACCAGCAUCAAGGGUGAUGACGCCUAUCUCUACAUCCUGUUCAUCAUGAUCCUCAAUGCCUGCCUGGUCGGAGGCCUCAUCCUGGUCUACAACCUCUCGCGCAAGCUCGUCGAGGCCAAGGAUGAACCGUCCCAGGCCUGUGCCGAGCACCAGUGGGUCGCGAGUGGCACCCUGGCCGCUGCUGACGCCGAAACUGCCACUGGUUCGCCGGCAGAGGGCCGCCACAAGCUCGCUCCCAGAGGGCUCUCCUCCCUCACCCAGGGCACCGAGGGAGUCUAG
This is a messenger RNA of Pteropus alecto (black flying fox), 429 nucleotides long. RefSeq names its product potassium voltage-gated channel subfamily E regulatory subunit 5 (gene KCNE5). Gene Ontology annotation, molecular function: delayed rectifier potassium channel activity; potassium channel regulator activity; transmembrane transporter binding. The record is from RefSeq and is a predicted model, not a curated record. Gene Ontology annotation, cellular component: membrane. Gene Ontology annotation, biological process: membrane repolarization during action potential; negative regulation of delayed rectifier potassium channel activity; regulation of ventricular cardiac muscle cell membrane repolarization. NCBI's taxonomy places the organism in Eukaryota, Metazoa, Chordata, Mammalia, Chiroptera, Pteropodidae.